AUGGAGAACAUUACGAUAAGGCACGGCGACCACGGCGACCACGAUGAAAGCCAGGGUGUUAUCGUGGCCAAGGGGGUGUCUAUGGCAGUUCUAUUCUGCGCAUCCAUGCUCUGUGGUAUCGUUCCUAUGUUGCUCGCGAAACGGUUCCGAUGGAUAACUCCAAAUGACGCCGAAAACCUUAAGUCCUCUAAUAGAAUUGUGGCUUCACUUCUCUCGUUUGGAGGUGGAGUUCUAUUGUGUACCACCUUCAUGCACCUUUUGCCAGAAGUGAACCACAACAUCGACCAUCUAGUUGGUGUCUUAGCUAUAUCUGACCUGUCGUUAAAGAUUUUAUUUCCAUUUUCUGUGAGUUUUGAAACAGAUAUUUAA
Pieris macdunnoughi is the source of this 369-nucleotide messenger RNA. Lineage: Eukaryota; Metazoa; Arthropoda; Insecta; Lepidoptera; Pieridae. The record is from the annotation of a GenBank genome assembly.